This is a messenger RNA of Linum tenue, 5672 nucleotides long. The record is from the annotation of a GenBank genome assembly. NCBI's taxonomy places the organism in Eukaryota, Viridiplantae, Streptophyta, Magnoliopsida, Malpighiales, Linaceae.
GUUUUGAGAAACUUAGACAUACUGAUACUGGCAGUUGUUUGUGUCAUACAACUGCUGAGAUUUGAUCUGAGAGCAGACACUAAACAUGAUGAUUGUUCAAAUUAUCCAUCCUAAAUUCAUUCAAUUCGGAAUGCCAGUAAGGAGAUAUAAAACCUAACAAGAAGCAAGCGCCAAGAUUUCAGUUCCAAGUACAACUUCCACGUUACAUGCACAUGGACAGUUAAUUUAACUAACUUUUUUGUGCGCCUGAAGAUGUAGCCAACUUGACCAAAUGAUCGACCAGCGAAUCCAAAUCUUUGGUCGAACUCCCGACAUCUCCAACGGCCUCCACCGCCGCCCGGCUCAGCUCCUUGGCCCGCUUCCUCUCCUCCCGGCCCUCAUCCUCCGCCAUCAUCUCCGCCAGCCGCCGCGCCAGCUCGGCCGGGUCGGGCACCGAGUUCUUCCCUUGGCACACCCUAACCCCAACCUUGAGCUCCUCCUCCAGCAACGUGGCGUCGAUGAACUGGUCCGCGCCCAUCGGCCACGUCAGCAUCGCCACCCCGGCCACGAUCCCUUCCAGCACCGAGUUCCACCCGCAGUGAGUCAGGAACGCGCCCACGGCGCGGUGGCUCAGUAUCGUCACCUGCGGGGCCCACCCCCGAAUCACCACGCCUCUUCCCGCCACCCGAUCCUCGAACUCCCUCGCCACGUGUCCCGCUCCCCCGCCCUUCACGCUCCACACGAAGCGGACCCCACUCUUCUCCAAUCCCGAGGCCAGCGCCGCCGUCUGAUCCGCCGUUAGCACGGCCUCGCUGCCGAAACAGACGUAAACGACUUUGUCAUCGGGACAGGUGCCCAGCCACGCCUCGAGAUCGGCAACCGAGACGGAGCUGGCCCCGCCCCUAUCCUUUCCGUUACCGUCGCCGCCGGAGGCGGCGGCGGGAGGGAGUAUAGGUCCGACCGCCCACACCCGAUCGUGCCCCAAUUCCUUUUUUAAGUAAUCGAGAUACUUCGAUUCCAGCGCGUGGAACGAAUUGAAAACAGCUCCCCAGCUUUCCAUAUUGGCGAGAAAUCCGUCUUUGAUGAAUUCGGAAACAGGGUCGCCGGCGACGUAGGAGCGGUAGAUCGAGGAUAGCUGGGAGGAAGGCCAAGCGGGGGAAUUGGGGAGUUUUGGGAACGGGAAGGGAGAAUCGGGGUCUUCGGGGAGGACAGGCAUGUAUCGCCAGAGGUAGUUGACGACGGAUAAAGUGACGGCGGCUGAAGGGGAGAAGACGACUCGAGGGAUGCCGAGGUCGGAGGCGAGGCGGUGGGUCCAGCCGAGGAACAUGUCGGAGAUUAUGGCGGAAGGAGGGGAAGGGGUGGACUGAAACCAGCGGAGGAGAGGGGAGCGGAGGCCGCCGAGGGCGGCCAUCAUGAGGAGGUGGACGCCGCCGGGUUUGUGGGAAAGGUUCGGCGGGAAGUCUUUGGCGUUCUCGACGCCGGGAGGGAUGGAAGGGUGGGGAGGGAAAGGGAGGAUGAGGGUCUGGAUGGUGGAAGGGUGGCGGGAGAGCAGCGGCUGGAGGAGCGGUAGGUUUUUAGGGGUGGCGAGGAUUGUGAUUUUGAGACGGCCGGCGCUGCGGGCGGCGAGGUGGUGGGUGAAGUCGAGGAGAGGGAUUAAGUGGCCUUGUGCUGGGUAAGGGAAGACGAGGAUGUGCACUGGUUCGGUUGAUGUCUCGGUGGCCGCCGCCAUGGCUGUUGUGUUGUUUUGGUGGAGGAGGAGAAAGAAGAUAUGGUGGAGCUUGGAGGUGAGCUUGUGGGUAUAAUAUAAUUGGAGAUCCCAAUUUUCUGCGGAUCCCUCUAAUUGGGCAAGGUAAAAGUCAAUCGACUUGAUUAGGACAUUAGGUAGAAAGAUACGAAUUUCGUUUUCCUUUCUCGUACCUGGGAGAGAGAAAAAGGGGAAUGUUUUGGCGAGUGCAACCAAGGUGUUCGACGAAAUGUCCAAGAGAGGUGUUUGUCUCUCAGGAACUCGAUGGUCCUUGGAUAAUUCAGGAGCGGGAAGAAUGGAAUAGACGAUGGAUUUCUUCGAAAGAAUGGAUACUAGAAAUAAUACGACCUCUUGGCAAAGAAAGAAAUCACAGGAAUGUUCUUCACGAAAUGCAGAGUUUGUGCCGUGUGGAAUUGAUGCUACCGCCUACCAGACCAUAUAAGGUAACAACAUGCUAGUUUACUUGUCAGCCUGUGUUUCUCCUUGGGACAACUGAUCAUGGCGAUUGAACUGAUACCCAGUUCCUUAAUAAGGGAGUGUAAAUGUGAUGUGUAUGGGACGACCAUGAUUUCUGCAUUCGACAUGUUCGAAGAAAUGAAGGGGAAAUGUUGCUCUCAGCAUGAUGAAGGUUUCUACAGUACGGCCAACGAAUUAUGACUCUUGUUUGCAUGCAGGCGAGUUCCCCUGAGACAUUUUGAUCGAGUAUGGUGGCUAAAAUCCGCAACAGACAGACAAGCCAUCAACCUUAACAGCCAGUGAGUUCCAAGGAAAGAUCAUCCACAGGUAACAUCAAUUGUUACACAGACUACAUCUAACUUUCUGCAAUUUGCUAUCUGCAAAUUCACAUAGUGGCUACUGGCUGCUGCUUUUAUCCCUACACUGGCAGUAUUAGCUAUCAUGAAGGUACUGGUCGUAGCUGAAAAUGGUGCAAUUCGUUUUUUACUGUUCGGCAUUAACUGAAAAGUGAAAUCAGGAUCCAAAGGCUACGCGACGCGGUUGGGUUGAUAAAAGCAGUGAAAUUUUAUUUUUUGCUUCAAAGAAUCCGUGAUUGGUAUUUGGUACACAACAAGAUAAACUUCCAUUCAUUACUGAGAGGGAAAAAAGACAAUAAACUUCGACAAAAAAGGAUAUAAAACUAUGGUCAAUAAGUCAAUAACUGAAUAUGUAUGAUCUUCUGCAGAGUAGCUUCCUCUGGUUUCUGUAUUCUCCUAUUCCUCCAUGAUGAAUGGUCUUGUUGCGGCAGUUCUCCUGCCUGUUCUUGUUCUGGGUUAUUUCCAUACUUCCAUCAUCUUGCUUCUUUGUGGGUUACUGAUCUUCGUCCUUGGGGUGUUUGUUUCGCGGUAUGCACUGUUCUACAUCAAAGAAUCGGUGGUGGCGAAUCAUCAGCGGCCCCCUAUUGUUGGCCCAAUUUUGAUGCAACUCGUUCACUAUGAUUCGCUCUUCGAUUAUAUGACAUCUCUGGCUAGGAAACACCCAACCUAUCGUUUCCUCACUCCAUCCCACAGUGAAAUUUAUACCGUGGAUCCCGUUAAUGUUGAAUACAUGCUGAAAACCAACUUCGCCAACUAUGGGAAGGGGGACUAUAAUCUAGGAAUUAUGAGCGAUCUCUUCGGGGAUGGGAUUUUUGCAACGGAUGGGGAUAAAUGGCGCCACCAGAGGAAGCUUGCCAGCCAUGAAUUCUCGACCAAAGUUCUCAGGGAUUUCAGUACUAAUGUUUUCAAGGUCAACGCUGCGAAGUUGGUUGCAAAGAUCAGUGUUGCAGCAGCAGCUAUGGAGACCAUAGAUAUGCAGGAUAUGCUGAUGAAAUCAACUUUAGACUCGAUGUUCAAGGUGGGAUUUGGGAUGGAUCUCAAUGCUUUAUCUGGAUCUGACGACCUCGGGCAGCAAUUCGUCAGAGCAUUCGACGAUGCAAAUUCUAUUACCUUCAGGAGAUUCGUCGAUAUGAUGUGGAAACUCAAGAGGAUCUUCAAUAUAGGUUGGGAAGCUAAUCUGAAGCAGAACAUGAAAGUCAUCGAUGCCUUCAUAUAUAAGCUGAUUGAACGGAAGAGAGAACAGAUGAGAAAUGGAGAAACUCUUCUGGGGAAGGAAGACAUACUGUCCAGGUUUCUGUUGGAAAGUGAGAAAGACCCGGAGAACAUGACUGACAAGUAUCUGAGAGACAUAACCCUCAAUUUCAUCAUAGCAGGAAAAGACACGACUGCGAAUUCCCUCACUUGGUUCUUCUACUCCCUCUGCAAACACCCUCUGAUCCAAGAAAAGGUUGCACAGGAUGUCAGGGAAGCUACAACAGCCAAUCAGAAGGGAGUAGUAACAUCAGCUGAGGAAUUUGUGGAGCUGUUGACUCAGGAAGCUCUGGACAAGAUGCAUUACCUUCAUGCGGCUGUAACAGAAACUCUCAGACUCUACCCUGCAGUUCCUGUGGAUGGCAAGAGUGCUGCUGAGGAUGACGUUCUCCCUGAUGGGUUUCGAGUGAGAAAGGGAGAUGGAGUCACCUACAUGGCUUACCAGAUGGGAAGAAUGACUUCUAUUUGGGGUGAAGAUGCAGAGGAGUUCCGGCCAGAACGAUGGCUGGACGAGGAUGGCCUGUUCAGGCCCGAAAGUCCCUUCAAGUUCACUGCUUUUCAGGCGGGACCUAGGAUCUGCCUGGGGAAGGAGUUUGCUUACAGGCAGAUGAAAAUCUUCGCAGCAAACUUACUCUACUUCUUCAAGUUCAAGCUGGUGGACGAGAGCAAAGAAGCGACGUAUCGUCUCAUGUUCACGCUUCACAUGGAUGGUGGCCUCCAUUUGCUUGCCCUCCCUAGGCUCCACAGCUGAUGAAGAACAGCUUCGGAAACUACCCUGGAGUUUGGAGUUUUCAUUGCUGCUUUACAUUUCAUGUCUGUUAAAAAAGUAGUCUUCCUUUCCUAAUUGUCUGCAUUUUAAGUUGCUCGAAUACUGCAAACAAGUGACAGAUGGGUCGUAUUAUUAUACAUGCUAAGCUUCACAUUUGUCACUUUGAAUGCCAGUAAUAAGGGUCAUAGUGGAGGCCAAAAGACGAUAUCAAUGGCACACUUCUAGACUCCAAAACCCUAAUCAUCACAUUUCGCCCACCAACAACUCCCCUUUUGAGCCUAUGAAGCCUUUUGUACCCAAUUGUCGUCCCAUUAGCAAUCUUCUCUCCAUCGACAUGAAUCUCAUAACGUUUAAUCCUCUGCCCCAAACCAAUCGCCUCCUGAACUCUAAUCACGUUAAAUUUCAACGACGACCCACCACUCGAAAUCUCAAUCCAGUAAUACCCAUCUCUUUCUUCUCUACCGUCGGGUGCCCAAUACGUCCACAAAUGGUCCUUGUCCAGCACAUUCUCCGGCGCGAACCCGCCAUUAUUUCUCCCUCCCCUGCUGCUGCUAGCUCUGACAGAGCAUCCUUCGGCCAAGUUGGUGGAGAAGAUGGUGUCGAUUGCGGUUCUGAACUCUCGUAAUCUCUCGACGUCGGAAUCGGGGAUGAGUCCGGUGGUAUUCGGGGGAACGUUGAGGAGAAGCAGGCAGUUCCGGCCGACGGAAUGGUAGUAGAUUUCGAGCAAUUGGGUGAUGUUUUUGGGGGAUUGUGAUUUGUGCCAGAACCACCCUGUUCUUAUGGAGACGUCGCAUUCUGCCGGCACCCAAUCUGUUCCUGCCGGGUCUCCGGUGUUUAGAUAGUCAAGGUUGCUUCCGUUUCCGAUGGAGAGCGCCGUCCGGUUGAUGGUGGACCAGCAAGUGGUUCCGGCGAACCCAUUUUCGUUGCCGACCCAUCGGACGUCGGGGCCGGCGUUGGAAAAGAUAUUCGCGGAGCUCUGUAACUCCUUUACCAUGGCGAACCAGUCGGUGAAGUCAUACGACAUGUUCGGCGCGUUCGAACCUUUUGCUCCGUCGAACCAUAUCUCCUUCACACUCCCUUACUAAUUUUAUUUUUGCUUUCUCUUCUUCAUUUUUCA